AUGUUUGGAAGUAAAAAAACAAAGCCAUACAGAACAGACCAAAAGCUGAAUAGAGUGACUGAUUUCUACCUUGAGGGACAAGUUUCGGGUUUAUACAUGUCUUAUAUUCCUCCACAUAAGCGACAUUCAAAGGAUCCGGUUAUACCUUCCCCUGUUCCAGAUUCUCUUCUUACGAAAUCCAAGAAAAGCGUUGACUUCAGCAGUAGCAGUGACAGAUGCAACCGUGUUACAUUUGCAGAAAACUUCAUCUCAAAAUGGUUUCUUAUCGGUCCAAAUGGAAUCGGGGAUGAGCUUCCUUCUUCUGUUAAGCUUGUGCCCGUGUCCUUAGAUUCUGUCGAAUGCAGAAAUGGAGAAAGACCUUUGGUACUGAUGAACGACGACGACGACUUCCAAAAAGCGAAUGUGAUAACUGAAGAGAGCGAAGAAGAAGAGAGAGCUCGGUGGAUGUUGUUAGUAGCAGAGAAGGUCGAAGAUGAUCUUGUGUUGGCAUAUGAGCGAGCUAAGACUGCAAUGGAGGUGAAUCAACAUGUAUUGAGAUUGGUUGCUAGGCUUGGUAAAGUUUUCUUGUAUAGGCGGCAAGCUGGUUCUGUGGCUGAAUUUUCGAGGAAAAACUUGAAAAAGAUGUUCUCUACAGAUGUUUCAACUUCUAACUUGCAACACAUCAAGUCUAAGGUUGUACCAAGACAUAAGUUCUCUAUUGACUUGGAAAAGGAAACAUAUACUGUGAAGGUAUCGCAUAAUACUCGUCCCACUGAAACCAUCAACUGUAAGUGUACCCUUAAAGAAGAUGGACGACUCAGUAUGUACAAGGCAAGUCUCAUGCAUGCCGAGCUUAAUGUUGUUUGGCACUUGGUUUUUGAUGUGUCAUGCAUUGAUAAGAGUCUUGACAUGAGACUGAUGCUCGCUGCCAAAAGGAAAAUGACGGCUCUUACAGAGAAAGAGAUUAGUGACAUUAAAGAGCUACUAGAUUCAGCAACUGUUGAUCCAAAUGUGAAAGGCGGUUUAAGAUGGCCGCUUGGUAAAUCUUCAUCAAGGGAUGGGUACAGAGUAUUUGAAGUUUGUCACGUUAGAGCUACUAUCUACAAAAACCGGACUCUCAGGCUUAGGAUUAGAGAGACAGAUAGAUUCAAUGAGAGGACUGGAACAGGAGCAGUCAAGAAAGAGGUGACUCUGAUACUUAAAAACCUCAACACUAAGUUACAGUACUACAAUGUUUUGAAAACCGAUGAGUUCACUGAAAAGGCGAGAGAGUCUAUUGGAGUUGACUUUUUUUUCCCUAAGAACUUUCUUGCAGACGACGAAAAGCAUUCCUCUCUAAGCUUCAUGUUCAAGCUUGAAACAGAGCCGAUGAGUCAUCGUUCAGAGAUGUCCUAUAUUCCUCCAAAAGAUCUGGUUAGACCAUCCCCUGUUCCAGAUUCUCUUCUUACAGAAGCCAAGAAAAACAUUGAGUUCCGCAGUAGCAGUGAUGACUACAACCGUAUUACAUUUUCAGAAAACUUCAUCUCAAAAUGGUUUAUAGUUGGUCCAAAUGGAAUCAAGGAUGAGUAUCCUCCACCUGUUAAGUUUGUGCCUGCGUCACCUUUGGUACUGAUGAUGAACAACGACUUCCAAAAAGCGAGAAAAGAAGAAGAGAUAGCUCGGUGGCUUUUAAUAGCAGAGAAGGUCGAAGAGGAUCUGUUGUUGGCAUAUGAGCGAGCUAAGACUGCAACAAUGGAAGAGAAUCAACAUGUAUUGAGAUUGGUUGUUAGGUUCGGUAAAAUUCUCUUCUAUGGGCGGCAAGCUGGUCCUGUGGCUGAAUCUUCACGAAGAAACUUGAAGAAGAUGUUCUCUACAGAUGUUCCAGCUUUUAAGUUGCAACACAUCAAGUCUAAGGUUGUACCAAGCCAUGGAUUCUCUAUUGACUUGGAAAAGGAAACAUACACUGUGAAGAUAAGGCAUAAUACUCUUCCCAAUGCAACCAUCAUCUGCAAGUGUGCUCUUAAGGAAGAUGGACGGCUCAGUAUGUACAAGGCAAGUCUCUUUCUCACUUCUUUGUUGUGUUGUAUGUUUGAGAAAGAGAUAAGUGACAUUAAAGAGCUACUGGAUUCAGCAACCGUUGAUCCAACUGUGAAAGGCGGUUUAAGGUGGCCGCUUGGUAAAUCUUCAUCUGGAGACGAAUACAUAAUAUUUGAAGUUUGUCACGUUAGAGCUACUAUCUACAAAAACCAGACUCUCAGGCUUAGGGUUAGAGAGACUGUUAGAUCUUAUGAGAGGACUGUAACAGGACCAGUCAAGAGGGACGUGACUCUGAUACUCAAAGGCAUCAACUCUAAGUUACAGGAGAAGAACAUUGAAAGGGAUUCUGUUUUGGAAAUGCUUCGAGAUGCUCUUGGAACCAUAUGGGACUUCAUGCACUGUGAUGCCUCUCUUACGUAGUAAAAGAACCAUAUGAUGAUGUUUUGGGUUGGCAAGAUUGAACUUGCGUGUGACAAUAAUAAAAAAGAAAAAUAAAAGCAGAAGCUCUGUUUUGUUACAAUUUCACUUCAUGUAUAUACUCAGGCUCAAUCUUACAAACAGAAAUUGCAUUGCAUUAGACCUGAAAUAUAUACAUUUGUAAUUAAGAUUUAUCUUAUGCUUUGAACAUGUAGUUGAUCACUUCCUACAUUCUUUGCCAAACAAAUUAAUCUCUCUUCUAUCAAGUUCUAAGUUCUAACUAUCAUCCAUAAGAACAAAUACAUCAAAAUUGCAGGUAGAAGUUGAUCCACAGCAAUAAAAAGCAGGUUAUCCUUAAACCAAAUGUGCUAUAAGUUCCACUGCUUUCUCCAUCAAACCUCUGUCACAUAAUUUGCAAAUGACUUCCUCCGUUCUCGAACUCUUCACAACCAAGUUCCUGCUAAACGCUUCCUCUAAUAAACCGUGAGCACAAACAACCUCGUCUGCUUCAAUAAACCCAUUAAUCAUCAUAUCAUAAGUGUGGCUGUUCCGGUUAACCCCAUUCGUCUCCAUCUCUUCCCACAGUCUCUUAGCUCGACUCAUCUCUGAUGCCUUAACCAACGCCUUUAUCAGUAUAUUGUAUGUAACUACAUUAGGCGCAGAACCUAGCUUGUUCAUACAAGACAUCAUCUUUAUGGCGCCUUCGAUAUCGUUCUGCUUGCAUAAGCCAUUGAUAUACACAUUAUACGUGUAAACAUCAGGAGUCAAACCUAACAAGAGCAGCUCGUCAAACAACUUGUCCGCUUUCGUGUAAUCCUCAUCCGCAAUAACGCAUUGCAGUAUAAUCGUGUAACAAACGAUAUCAGGCUCUAUUCGAUCACAUUUCAUCUGGUUCAGUACACUUACAACCUCUUUUCCUCUUCCUCCUUCGACCACGAACCUCAUCACGACUGUAUAAUCCCGCAAAUCAGGCAGAAACCGAGUUCUUCGCAGCUCUUCCAUAUAUCCAAUGACAUCGAAACAUGACGAAUCCUUGUGUUUACAGACAGAGCUUAGCAACCGAGAGUAUAGUCUUGAUUCAACGAUAUAACACUCAUCACUCAUGUAUUUCACUAACUCAGUGGCACAAUCUACCUCACCGAUUCUACAGAGAGCAUCGAUCAAUAUCCCGAAAGUAGAUUCCUCUAACCUCACACCCAUUCCACUAGCUCUCAACAAAAUCUUAGGCACCAUUUUCAGACUCUGUCUCUCUCUCACGAGAACCAAGAGCAGAGCAUUGAGCGUGUACGCAGAAGGCACGCACCUGAAAUUUGGGAUUUUGAAGAACGCGUCGACCGCUUCUUCGAUUCUGCCGGAGAACCCGUAAGCAAAGAUGACGUCUUUGAAGAUGGAUUCGGGUGUAUCGAACUUCUCGGAGGUUUCGAGGUGAUUGAGAACAGACGCGAUGUUCUCGAGCUGGGAGGUUUUGGCUAGGGUUCUGAUAACGAACCUGUAAGCUUGAGGCGUGGGUGAGCAGCUAUGGAGGCGGAAAGAGCUUACGAGGGUUCGCAUAACACCGCCGUUCUCGCUCGACCCUAAAUCUGAGAGCAGGCCGGUUUUGAGCUCUUCCAUGGCAUACUUCUGCUUGAGAUUUUCGUUCCAUUUCGUUUUGAAGGACGAGUGAGGGAUUUUCCGAUACUUUCUCAUGAAAUUUGACAUUCGGUGCCACGAUGAAGAUCUUCCCAUUCUUCAAUCGGUGGCUUGAUUCUAUCUACCGCCGGCGUAAAUUAGAAUACAGAGAGACCAUGGAGUGGAGAGAAUCAUUUAUAUAUUUGAUGAAAUUUGAUUUGUACAGUGAAUAAUACUUCUAC
Thlaspi arvense is the source of this 4262-nucleotide messenger RNA. NCBI's taxonomy places the organism in Eukaryota, Viridiplantae, Streptophyta, Magnoliopsida, Brassicales, Brassicaceae. The record is from the annotation of a GenBank genome assembly.